UGCGCUGCUCUCCAACUGUGGUUCUGACCUGGGUGCGAUACAAACUCCCUUUCACCCAAAUUCGAUUUCACCUAUUGCGCCUGCCUUUGUCGUCGUUUUGUUUUUCACAGACUGAGGGGUAAAUUCAAAUAUUCCCUCGACACUGCCUGCCCUCUUCCCUGGCCGCCAACUCACAGCGCAUCCGAUAGUCGACGUCAACUAUCUCCGCCCGAGAACACGUCUACCUACCAUCACCUCUUCUUACCCACACACACAACCACACAACAUGGCGACACCGGCAGCCACCAAGCGCCUCACAAGGGAGUACGCUUCCAUCUCCAAAUCACCGCCACCAUACAUUACUGCGCACCCUUCGGAUAGGAACAUCCUCGAAUGGCACUACAUCAUCACCGGCCCGCCAGACACGCCCUACCAUGGCGGCCAGUACUGGGGCACCCUCAACUUCCCGCCCGACUACCCCUUUGCCCCGCCCGCCAUCCGCAUGCACACUCCAUCUGGCCGUUUCCAGCCCAGCAGCCGACUAUGUCUGAGUAUAUCCGACUUCCAUCCCAAGAGCUUCAACCCCGCCUGGGAGGUCAGCACGAUUCUGACAGGCCUGCUGAGUUUCAUGACGAGCGAUGAGAUCACCACUGGCAGCGUCCGCGCAUCAGAGGCAGAGCGGAAACUCUUCGCUCAGCGCACCCGAUGGUGGAACAGCACAGGCGGCGGCAGCAAGGCGACUGGCUCGGACAACGCUGGUGGCCGCCAGAACGGCAACAUCCGGGCUGGAGAUGGCGGCGCAAAGUUUAGGCAUGAAUGGCCGGAUGUCGACGAGGAGAACCUCAAGUGGAUGAAGGACAACCGUAUCGACCCCCUCACCGGUCUGCCGCGACCUGCAUCUACCCCCUCACAGCAGCCCGCCUGCUCACCAGACGUCUCCGGACUGCGACGACGCCCCGGAACAAGCGCGACGGUCGUCCAAGAUGCGGCGCAGAUAGCACGAGACGCACAACAAGGAUGGUUGAGUCGCAAUAAGUGGAGGGUCGUUCUCGGAGCUGUCAUGCUCUAUAUUCUAGUCGCGAGGGUACUAGGCGACGGUGCAAUCGCAACUUCUACUUAGAUGGAAGGGUUGAGGCAUGCAUAAGGAUGCUAGGGUCGUGUGCAUCAUGGGAGACACAAGUCACGAUUCAUUCAAACAGGCAUUUACUAUGGCGUUGGUGGGCGCUCGGCAUACCCAACUUUCAGUCGAGCACUCUGUAUGAUUAUUAGUAGUAGCAAACUAAACACAAUACGUGCAUGCUACACCCCUCACUUGCUCUCCUUUGAUUCAUCCUUUGAUUCAUCCUUCGACUCAUACGUCGCGCUGCCUCUGGUAAGGGGCGUUGUUUCUUGGUCCAUCCUAGACUAUAUUCAACCCAAG
This is a messenger RNA of Alternaria alternata, 1399 nucleotides long. Its product is annotated as ubiquitin-conjugating enzyme E2 6. The transcript has a single exon. The coding region runs from base 266 to 1099 and encodes 277 amino acids. The record is from RefSeq and is a predicted model, not a curated record. NCBI's taxonomy places the organism in Eukaryota, Fungi, Ascomycota, Dothideomycetes, Pleosporales, Pleosporaceae.